GAGAGAGAGAGAAGGAGAGAGAGAGAGAGAGAGAGAGAGGGACUGAUGGUGGAUUUGAUGAAGACAGCAUCUCUGCUCGGGUGAAGCCGGUAAUUGCUGGAUUUCUGGAGGACUUCUGGAGGAUUUCUGGGUCAGACUGACGCGUGGCCGGUGAUUUGCCGUGUGCGCAGAGAGACGCGACGCGACGCGAUGCGCUGCGCCCCGGGAGCCGCCACCCUGCCGCAUCCUCUCUAGCGCUCCGACACCUCGCUUUGUCGGCGUCUCUCAUUUCACUCGAGGGGUCGAGGGAGGAAAACCAAAAUGUCUCUAAAAUCCAAGCAGUGCGAGUCGGUGAAGGUGGUGGUGCGCUGUCGCCCGCUGAGCCGCAAAGAAGAGGCGUCCGGUUAUGACAGCAUCGUGGAUAUGGACGUUAAAGUGGGCCAGGUGGCGCUGCGGAAUCCCCGAGCGGCUCCCGGAGAACCGGACAAGACGUUCACCUUCGACGCCGUGUACGACGGAGGAUCCAAGCAGAGCGACCUCUAUGAUGAGAGCGUGCGGCCGCUCGUGGACUCGGUGCUCCGCGGGUUUAACGGGACGGUGCUCGCGUACGGACAGACGGGCACCGGGAAGACCUACACGAUGCAGGGGGAAUGGACGGAGGCCGAGCGGCGCGGCAUCAUGCCCAGCUCCUUCGAGCACAUCUUCACGCACAUCUCCCGCUCUCAGAACCAGCAGUACCUGGUGAGAGCGUCAUACCUCGAGAUCUACCAGGAGGAGAUCCGAGACCUUCUGACCACCGAUCACAGCAAGCGCCUUGAGCUGAAGGAGAGCCCCGAGUCGGGUGUGUACGUCCGAGACCUUUCGUCCUUCGUGGCUAAGAACGUCAAGGAGAUGGAGCACGUGCUGAAUGCAGGUAACCGCACGCGGUCUGUAGGUGCGACGGACAUGAACGAGCGCAGCUCUCGGUCUCACGCCAUCUUUAGCGUCACUGUGGAGUGCAGUCGGCCUGGUCCGGAUGGCCGCAACCACAUCCGGGUGGGCAAGCUGAACCUCGUGGACCUGGCUGGGAGCGAGCGCCAGAGCAAGACGGGUGCACGUGGUGAGCGACUCAAGGAGGCCACAAAAAUCAACCUGUCACUCUCUGCACUGGGCAACGUCGUAUCGGCACUGGCUGAUGGCCGCGGUGCUCACGUGCCCUACCGUGACUCCAAGCUCACACGCCUGCUCCGGGACUCCCUCGGUGGAAACGCCAAGACCGUAAUGGUGGCCACGCUUGGCCCGGCGUCCUUCAACUACGAGGAGACUCUGACCACCCUGCGCUACGCCAACCGCGCCAAGAACAUCAAGAACGUCCCGCGUGUCAAUGAGGAUCCCAAGGACGCGCUGCUCCGGGAAUUCCAGAUGGAGAUCGCCAGGCUCAAGGCACAACUCCACCAACGUGGCAUGCUGAGUGCCAGGAGGAAGAGGAGGCUCAACAAAAGCACAGACCACGAGGUGAAUGAGGAUGAUGAUGAUGAAGAGGAUGAAGAGGAAGGCGAAGACGAUGGUGAUGAGGAGAAGUUGGAAAAGGAGGCACAGGAGUUCAUGAAGGAGCAGCAGGAGAAGCUGGAGCAAGAAAAAGAGGCCAUCAUGGACGAUAGGUCGCUGGUGGCUGAGGAGAAACAGAAGCUCCUGGAAGAGAAAGAAAGGAUGAUGGGAGAUCUGAAGAAGGAGCAGGAGGCCACUGCGCUCCUCACCGCCAAGUUCAAGGCAAUGGAGAGUAAGCUUCUGGUUGGGGGAAAGAACAUCAUUGAUCACACCAAUGAGCAACAGAAGAUGCUGGAACAGAAACGACAAGAGAUUGCAGAACAGACGCGUAAAGAGCGAGAGAUGCAGCAGCAGAUGUUAAUUCAGGAUGAGGAGACGGUGGAGCUGAGAGAAACGUUCACGUCUCUGCAACAGGAAGUGGAGGCAAAAACCAAAAAACUCAAAAAGCUGUACGCUAAGCUGCAGUCGGUGAAAGCCGAGAUUCAGGAUGUGAACGACGAACACGUCAGAACCAGACAGGAACUGGAGCAGACGCAGAAUGAGCUCACAAGAGAACUCAAGUUCAAGUACCUCAUCAUCGAGAACUUCAUCCCUCCGGAAGAGAAGAACAAGAUCAUGAACCGUCUUGUGUUUGAUGUCGACGAAGACCAGUGGAAAUUCCAACCUCUCGUUCCUGCUGAGAAUAAGUUUACUCAGAUGAAGAGGAGACCCGCCUCCGCCGUGGGCUACAAGCGGCCCAUCAGCCAAUAUGCCAGGGUUGCCAUAGCGAUGGGAGCCAAUUCCAGAUACAGGGCUGAAAACAUCAUGCUUCUGGAGCUGGAUAUGACUCCGCCCACUCUGUUUCAAAUGGACUUCCCAAGGGCGGGGUCAGAGACGGAGCCAAGCCGAGACGUGCAACUGGACAACGCAUCGUACAGGGAGAAAGUAGCAGCCAGUCGGGUCAAGAAAUCUCAGUCCUGGUGCCAGGCUGCACGGCCCAUGUCUUCCUCGAGCUCGGCGCUCUCCCUGUCAUCCUCAGGGUCCAACGGCCUGGCACACCCUGUCAGCGCCGCCAUGGCAACCGCCCACCAAUAAGAUGCCAAGGAGAACAUCUUUGUCCCUUCUUUGAUCCACCAAUGAGGGAUGAGUGACUCGUCCCACCUCCUUUUUGCAGCAUUAAAAUGGUGGCCUUGUUCAAGACGCUUAGACAGAGAAAGACAUGCUGUAGAGAGGAUGAAUUAUAGCACGAACUUGCAUCCUUCCUUUAUUUAUUCCUUCCUUAUUCCUUUUCUUAAAAUCUGAUCUCUCAAUUUCAGCCAUGACCAAAUGAGUUCUGGUUAAUAUAGAUUCAGUUUUGCAUUCACAUCCAUUCAUUAGAAACUGUUUCCACCAUGAAAUCUGUUAAAACAUCAGUUUUCGUUGCCUUUUUAAGCUUGAACAAGUUUCAAUAUGCUUACUACUGAAAAACAAAGGUCCUAUAAAUGGUCUUCAGCUGGAAAAUAACGCCUGGGAAAUAAUCCUAAAGCCAUCCUGGUCUACUGAAGAGGAAAUUAGAGGAACGCCACUUCCUGUGCGAUCUACUGUAUAGAAAAGAGCCGGAAAAGACAGACAGAUGGAUGAAGACGAGUGCAGACGUCUUUCUUUCGUUCUCCGAGCUCUGCUUGCAUGUUGUACUGUGUGUUUGUUUCAAUGUUUGUAAUUCUGAUCAGGGUUUAUGGAAAAGGGUCUGGAUUCCAUUGGCCGGAUCAAAAUGGCCAAUAAUGUGGGUGUGGUCUAUGUGCAGAAUUAGAAAUGGUAGAAUCGACACUGUUGUGUGGUCGUUUUGGCUGGUACCAAAAACAAAACUGAUUUUGUCGUAAUAUCACACAUAUACAAUAUUGGUGACGGUUCUGUAGCUUACAAUGAGAAAAGAUUUCCUAGCAAGCAUUCAUUCGAUUUUCAUUUUUACAUCCCAGUUAGCACAACCAGUUAAAUUAUUUUAGACUGUUAAUUACAAAAGAUUUUGCAUGAGCUAAGUUUCCAGUAAUGAGCAUAAUGCGAGAGAUAAAAUAACCUAAACGAUUUCAAUUUAACGAUUAAAAAGGUUUAGAUAAAGUUUACGUAAAGUUGACAAAGUAUACCUAUGGCUUACGUAAGUUUUAGGUAUGCUUUAUGUAAGGUUCCUGUAAGGGUUGUGUAAGGUUUGUAGAAGGGCAUUUACGCAAGAUUUACGUACAGUUCACGUUAGUUUAUGUAAGAUUUACGUAAGGUUUACGUGAGGAUUAAGUCAGGUUUACCUAAGAUUUACGUACGGUUUACAGCAGGUUUACACAAACUUUAUGUAAGGUUUGUAUUUGGCUUCUAUUUGUAACUUAUGAAAAUUGCUUAAGGUUUACGUAAAGUUUACAUAAGCUUUAGGUAAGUUUUAUGUAAGGUUACGUAAGAAAUAUGUAAGCUUUACCUAAGGUUUACUUAAGAUUUACGCAUGCUUUACGUGAGGUUUAUGUAAGGUUUAAGUAAGGUCUAUGUCAGGUUUUCAUAAGCUUUAUCUAAGGCUUGUGUAAGGUUUCUGAAAAUUACUUAAGGUUUACAUAAAGUUUACCUAAGGUUUAUGUACAAUUUGCGUAGAGUUUACGUAAGCUUUAUAUAAGGUUAUCGUAAAGCUUAUGUAAGGUUUGUGUAAGGUUUACACAAGGGUAUGUAAUGUUUAUGCAAAGUUUCCACAAGGAUUAUUUUUUUACAUAGGUUUUACAUAGUUUUUUUUUUUUUUUUUUUUUACGUAAGGCUUUACAUAAUGAUGUCAUUUCCUGCAAAAAAUAUACUCACAUAAGGUUUGCAUAAAUUAAGAAAAUUUGCAUUCGAUAUAAUUCCACCAAGAAUUUCAUAUAUAUCGCAAAUUGUGUCCAUAUUUUUUUUGUUCGACUUUUCUAACUCUAACUUUUCCAUUGCAUACAUUCUUUUGGGAUAAAAAGGUUAAAUGUUUUUUUGGUCUUGUCCCUCUGUUGGAACCUUUCCGAAGAACCCUUAAGGAACCCGUAAAUGUCCUGAGGCUCGUGAUUAGAGAUCAGGCUGCAUGGUUUGGAGUGUUUGAAUGGUUGGCGUGAAGGCAAUAAAACAUUUAGAGUUUGUUUAUCAGGUUCAUUUGGAUUCAGAAUACAUGAAGGUUAUGGGACUCUGUUGGUUUAAAUAUCCUGUAUUUGCAAAAUGUGUCUUUCCACCAUUUUUAAUUCCAUUUUGCAGGUUUGCAUACGCUUUUAAGUUACUGUUCAUAUAUAAUAUAUGGAGAGGAGUGCAAGACUAAAGCCAAGUGCACACAUACUUGUAUACACGCACACAUACAUAAUUAGUUCUCACACUGGACUUUGCUUGGACACACCUAACCUAAAGCGUCCACGCCCACCUACCUGACUCUAACUGUAUAGAUGCAUAAGGACUGAAUAUUUGCGUGUGUUCAAAUCGUGACUGUACGAUGAAACUACUAAAUAAAAACGAGAAACCCUG
This is a messenger RNA of Pangasianodon hypophthalmus (striped catfish), 4965 nucleotides long. Its product is annotated as kinesin-like protein KIF3C. Lineage: Eukaryota; Metazoa; Chordata; Actinopteri; Siluriformes; Pangasiidae. The transcript has 8 exons. Bases 301 to 2580 code for a protein of 759 amino acids. Gene Ontology annotation, molecular function: ATP binding; microtubule binding; microtubule motor activity. The record is from RefSeq and is a predicted model, not a curated record. Gene Ontology annotation, biological process: microtubule-based movement.